CGGCUCGGAGCUGUCAAUAAAGUUUUCGUUUACAAAAUCAACAACAUCGCCGUCAUGGCGGAGCCCUCGGUGGACGGUUGGAGCUGGUUCCCGGCGUUAGCUCUGGGAGUUUCUUUACUGAAAUGUCUGUUCAUCAACGCCUAUCAUUCCACAGACUUCGAGGUGCACAGGAACUGGUUGGCCAUCACUCACAGUCUGCCGGUGUCCAGGUGGUACCAUGAGAACACGUCCGAGUGGACUCUGGACUACCCUCCGCUGUUCGCCUGGUUCGAAUUCGGCCUGUCCCACGUGGCUCAGCACUUCGACAGAAACAUGCUGCUGGUGGAGAAUCUGGACUACGCCAGCCCGUCUACUGUACUGUUCCAGAGGCUGUCGGUCAUCGCCACCGACGUGGUUUUUAUCUACGCCGUCAGAGAGUGCUGCAGGUGUGUUCAGGAGCAGAAAGGCGCUCGGGACGUCUGGAACCGGCCGCCCUUCGUCUUGGCUGUUCUGCUGCUCUGGAACUUCGGCCUCCUCAUCGUCGACCAUAUUCAUUUCCAGUAUAACGGCUUCCUGUUUGGCUUCCUGCUGCUGUCGGUGGCAAAACACCUGCAGUCUCGACACCUGCAGGGGGCGCUGCUGUUCGCCGUCCUGCUCAACCUGAAGCACAUCUACCUGUACGUGGCUCCGGCCUACGGCAUCUACCUGCUGAGGAGUUACUGCUUCACUCAGGACAACAAAGACGGGUCUGUCAGGUGGACGAGUUUCAGUCCGCUCCGUCUGCUGGCUCUGGGCGCCAUCGUGGCCUCCGUCUGCGCUCUGUCCUUCGGCCCCUUCAUCGCCAUGGGUCAGCUCCCUCAGGUCCUGUCCCGUCUCUUCCCCUUUAAGCGGGGCCUCUGCCAUGCCUACUGGGCCCCCAACAUCUGGGCCCUUUACAACAUGCUGGACAAAAGCCUGGCGCUGCUCGGUGUUCGGCUGAAGCUGCUGGAGGAGGCGGGGCUUCCUCGAGCCUCCAUGACGGGCGGGUUGGUUCAGGAGUUUCAGCACUCGGUCCUCCCCUCAGUCUCUCCCUCCAUCACACUGGUCUGCACUCUGCUCUCCAUCCUGCCGGCGGUGGCGUCCAUCUGGCGGCGUCCUCGCGGUGCUCGGGGUUUCCUGCGCUGCCUGCUGCUCUGCGCUCUGGGCUCCUUCAUGUUUGGCUGGCACGUCCACGAGAAGGCCGUCCUCAUCGCCAUCCUGCCCCUCAGCAUCCUGGCGGUGGAGAGCAGAGAGGAUGCUGGGAUCUUCCUGGUUCUGACCACCACAGGUCAUUACUCCCUGUUCCCGCUGAUCUUCACCCCCGCAGAGCUGCCCAUCAAAGUGGUUCUGAUGCUGAUGUUCGUGAUCUACUCUUUCACCGCUCUGAGGAAACUUCACAGCGGUCAGAUGCCUCUGCUGCGUCCUCUGGAGUCCGCCUACCUGCUGGGGCUGGUUGUCGUUGCGAUCGCCUGCGAGGUCGUCUUCCCCCUGUCGCCGUGGCAACAGAGGCUGCCCUUCCUCCCCCUGCUGGCGACGUCGGUGUACUGCUCCGUGGGCGUCUGCUACUCCUUCCUGCGUCUGUACGCCAGUCUGCUGAGGCGGGAGGAGAAGCCCAAACAGCUGUGAGACGCCGCCGUGUACCUGGGAGGUCACAGACCGCUCGGCAUCACGCUCUGGUGUUUCAGCAGCUUCAGGGACGUUCAGGAGCAGAAAAAAACAUCAGAUUUUAGAGGUGAGAACCAAACAUCAGUGGACUGAUCGCUCGGUGCUUCAGGUUGCCUGCUGUGUGCUGAAUCAUGAACAAUACAAGACAACUGAGUUUAAUAAAGUUUACGGCAAAAGUUU
Molecule: messenger RNA, 1842 nt
Organism: Micropterus salmoides (largemouth bass)
Lineage: Eukaryota; Metazoa; Chordata; Actinopteri; Centrarchiformes; Centrarchidae
Gene: alg8
Product: ALG8 alpha-1,3-glucosyltransferase
Exons: 14
Coding region: 55-1623 (522 amino acids)
Biological process (GO): protein N-linked glycosylation
Cellular component (GO): endoplasmic reticulum membrane
Molecular function (GO): dolichyl pyrophosphate Glc1Man9GlcNAc2 alpha-1,3-glucosyltransferase activity
Source: RefSeq, a predicted model, not a curated record